AUGUUGUGCUCGAGAUCUACAAGAGCAGUUGCAUUGGCGAGGAGGUACUCUAAUGUGUCCUCUACACCCUCCACAAUCCAAGAGCUAGAUCGAUACGACAACCUUCCACAGAACUCCAGGGUGUUUUCAAUGAUUCAACCAACAGGACGAAUCCAUUUGGGAAAUUAUCUAGGUGCAGUGAAGAGCUGGAGAACCUUAUCCAAUUCCAACCCAACGAGCCGAUUCAUUUUCGGUAUUGCUGACUUGCAUGCAUUUACAAGUUUCAAGCCGGCGUCAGAAUUGAAGGAGAAUAGAUAUCAAGCAAUUGCAAGCUUAUUGGCAAGUGGGUUGGACACAAGUAAAUGCAUACUAUACUUUCAAUCCGCCGUUCCUGAACAUCUGGAGUUGAGCUGGUUUUUAACUUGUAUGACAAGCAUGGGCCAGUUGAAUCGAAUGACGCAAUGGAAACUGAAGGCUCAGCAAUCGCAAACGAGUUCAAUAACAGAUGAAAAGGUGAUGGAAUCCACAAAAGCUGGAGUGUUUUGCUAUCCUGCAUUGCAAGCUGCCGACAUUUUGCUAUACAGAUCAACCCAUGUACCCGUGGGUGAUGAUCAGUCGCAGCAUUUGGAGCUUUGUAGAAACCUUGCAAAGCUUUUCAAUAAUACGUACGGUGUGGACUACUUCCCCUUACCCAAGACCUUGUUGACUCCUGCAAAGAAAAUCCUUAGCUUAAAGAACCCAGAAAAGAAAAUGUCCAAGUCAGACCCGGUACAAGCCUCAUGUGUUUACGUGACCGAUUCACCAGAACAAAUUCAACUGAAGAUACGGAAAGCCACCACUGAUUCGAUACAAGGCGAUUGGAGUUUUGAUCCAGUGGAAAGACCAGGUGUGUCCAAUUUGAUCAAUAUUAUAUCAGGACUAACAAAUGAGUCCAUUGAGGAAACCGUGGCAAGUGUGCAACACUUGAAGGACCAUAAAGGUUUGAAAGAUUAUGUUUCUGAGUUGAUUAUCAAUGAAUUCAGUGAUAAGAGGCAGUUGUACGACGAGCUUCUCAAGAAUAAGGAUUACCUUGAUCAUGUUUGCAAGGAGGGAAGGGAUAGUGCUCGAGAAGUUGCACUGAAGAAUCUAGGUGAGAUCAAGAGUAUCGUGGGGAUGGAUUAA
Molecule: messenger RNA, 1140 nt
Organism: Lodderomyces theae
Lineage: Eukaryota; Fungi; Ascomycota; Pichiomycetes; Serinales; Debaryomycetaceae
Gene: MSW1
Product: tryptophan--tRNA ligase
Exons: 1
Coding region: 1-1140 (379 amino acids)
Biological process (GO): mitochondrial tryptophanyl-tRNA aminoacylation
Cellular component (GO): mitochondrial matrix; mitochondrion
Molecular function (GO): tryptophan-tRNA ligase activity; ATP binding
Source: RefSeq, a predicted model, not a curated record